GCGGGGCGGGGCGGGCGGUGUUGCUCGGGGCUCCCGGGUUUCUCCGUUCCGGCUCCCGCCGCCGCCGCCGCUCCGGGCCCGCCCGGUCAAAGUCCCUCCGCCAUGAGCGGGGCACCGGGCGGCCGCCGGCCGGCCUUCCCUGGCCUCCCAGGGGAGCUGGUGCUGGAGGAGGCGGCGGGCGCCCGGCAGCGCUGCCGAGAGGGAGACGGCUCCGUCCCCGGGACGCUGCUUUGCACCAACCGGCGCGUCGCCUUCCUGCCCGCCCAGGCUCCUGGCUCCCGUGCCUUCCUCCACAGCGAGUACGACGUGGCACUGCCCUGCAUCCGCAAGCUGGUGGCAGCCAGCAGCUACACCAAACCCAAGGUGCUGACGGCCGCCUCCACCCUCAAGUUCAUCCCCGAGGAGUUGGCCGUUUUCUGCCGGGAUUUCCGCCUGCUCCGCUUCCACUUCCACGAGAACGGGUUGGCUCUGCAGGCGUUUCGGGUCGCCAAUGCCAUCGCCCAAGCGCGGGAGGCAGCUGCAUGGCUGGGGGAUGCUGGCGAGGGACAAGAUGGCUGGUCCUGCCCGGCCGAAGCUCCUUUGGAGGAUGAGGAUAAGGAAGAGGAGGAAGGCUCGGCUGCCACGCUGCUCUUCGAAAGCCUGCGUGACUGGGAGAAGGAGCUGAAGCGCCUGGGUGCCGUGGGCUGGAGGGUGAGCGCCGUCAACGAGCGCUUUGACAUGGCCCCCAGCCUCCCCCAGUACCUGUGGGUGCCCAGCGGGCUCCUGGACCACGACCUCAAGCGGACCUUCGCCCACUUUGAGGAGCGCCGGGUGCCCCGCCUGUGCUGGCACCACCCAGGCGGCGGAGACCUGCUGAGAGCCGCCGGCUUCCAUGCAGCCUCCGAGCCAGGCAGCGAGGAUGUGAGGUGCCUAGAGGCUCUGCUGCUGGGGGGCCGUGGGCCUUGCGUGCUGGCCGACACCGCCGAGCUGCCCACCCUCGCCGACAUCCAGGCCGCCCACCUCAAGCUGCGGGCGCUCUGCCUGCCCGGUGCGGCGGCGGAAGAGAAGUGGCUCUCAGCCUUGGAGGGUACACGCUGGCUGGACCAUGUCCGCAUCUGCUUGAGAAAAGCUGUUGAGGUGGCAUCGCUGCUGGCGGGGAGACGCUGCUCCGUCCUCCUGCAAGAGCCAUCAGACCGGGACCUAAACUGCCUGCUGGCCUCGCUGGUGCAGCUCCUGGGGGACCCCCACACCCGCACUCUGCCCGGCUUCCAGAGCCUGGUGCAGCGGGAAUGGGUGGCAGCCGGACACCCCUUUCCCCACCGACUGGGGCUCCUCCGUCGCGACAGCCCCCAGGAGGAGGCUCCCGUUUUCCUGCUGUUCCUGGACUGCACGUGGCAGCUGGUGCGGCAAUUCCCGGCGGCUUUUGGCUUUACCGAGGCCUAUCUCCUCGCCCUCCAUGACAGCAGCUUCGCCCCUUACUUCAGCACCUUCCUCUUCAGCUGCCAGCGGCAGCAGGGACGAGGCAGCCCGCACCGGCCUCGUAGCCAGACCUACACGCCGGUGAACAGUUGGCGGGACCCCCAGCCAGGUGUGCCACGGGCGGGCAGGACAGGCAGCCCUGCCUGCAGGCUGCCCACUGUCUGGGACUGGGGGCUGCGCUACAGCCGGCACCAGCGGGCCCGAUUCAGGAACCCGGCAGGUGCUGCUGGCGCCGUAGGACCCCCCGACGCUGCAGACCCCCAGACCCCGAGCAGGCCCACUGAUGCCUGGCCAGGGCCGGGGGCUGGCAACGUCUUCAUGCUGACCAAGGGGACGUUGUCACCCCAACCCUUUCCCUGGAGGAGCGGCCGUCCCCCCUCACGCCUGUCUCGCUGGGCCCCCUCCCUGGAGAGCCUUGGCGAGCAGGGGGGCAGCCCGGGGGGUAACCGGCCCCCUGCCCCCACCCCGGGGCUGCUGCUGCCCUGCGCUGCGGGACCUUCCGUCCGGCUCUGGCAGCGCUGCUACCUGCGGGGUCUGCCCGAGGCACAGCGUGGGCGCUUCGCCCCAUCUCCGGCCGGCCUGGCCGAGGAGCUGACAUUGCUGCAGGACCGGCUCAGCGCCUGGCAGCCAGCGGGACCCUGCACUGAGGCCGCUGGCAGCCCCCUCGCACCCUCCCGGUGAGGGUCCCGGGGAUGGGAUCCCCCACUCUGUGGGGACACACGGCUGCUGGGACAGCCCCGUCCCUCGGCAGGGCUCUGGGGUGUCCCAUCCCCGGGGCUCCCUCCAGCCUCACAGAUUUUGGGGACACCCACCCCCAAAAACUGCCCUGCGCCUUCUGCCGUUGCCUUUGAGCGGUUCCCCACUGCUGCGAUCCUGCUCCUCACCAGGCCGCAGGGCUUUUUGGGGCCGGAUCCUGUGGUGCCACUCAGCUGCUGGUGCCUGGGCUGGAGGAGGCAGAGCGGGGGCGUCCCCAAAGGUGCCCCCGACUCUCACCGUGUCUGGCAGUUUCUUUGUUUUUCAUUAAAUUCUUGCUACCUCCACAGAGGCUUUGAGGAGCUCAGGGCUGGGAUGGUCCCAUCCAGCCCAGGCGAGCAGGAUCAGGCCCCACUCCUGGGCAUUACUGGGGGGGUUUAAUCCCACCAAUGGUGCGGGAGCCCCCAGUGCUUUGCAGGGAGCCCGGCCCUUGGCUCUAGGGCUGUAACACGGGUCCCCGAGGAGGACAGGGACGGCUGGAUCCUGGCUCCCGCAGUGCCCUGGGCCCACCGCAGGGCUCGGCUGUGGCCGUGGUGAGGCUGACAUCCGCACUCCCAUCUCCUCCGCCGUGGGAUGGCAUGAGGGACCCGCUCCAGUGCCCUGAAAUGCCUCGGGAUGGAGGGGGGACAGGAAUGGGGAUGAGGUGGGAGAUUGGGGAGCCACGGGUGGCCCCCCCAGUCCUCCUCCCGGGGGGCUGGCGGAGGCAGGUGGGACCCUCACCCUGCUGGGGGCUCUUGGCCAGCUCCUCUUCCACGAGGUCUGUAUUUCGGAGCCCAUUAAAGUGCAGUUUUGCAGGUGA
Messenger RNA from Aquila chrysaetos chrysaetos, 3010 nucleotides. It is a transcript of the gene MTMR11, whose product is annotated as myotubularin related protein 11. Lineage: Eukaryota; Metazoa; Chordata; Aves; Accipitriformes; Accipitridae. The record is from RefSeq and is a predicted model, not a curated record. The transcript has 15 exons. The coding region runs from base 103 to 2139 and encodes 678 amino acids.